AUGGGGUGCGUCUCAUCGAAGGUGGGGCAAAGGCCGCCGGAUCAAGUAGCUGGGCAUGAGGCGAACAAGAGUGCAGGAGGUCAAGAAGAGGCACGAGAGGAGUCGCGGCCAGCAUUGCCUGUGGUCGGACAAAUCCAACCAGCAAGACCCGCACAGAGCAAGAAUACGGAAAAUCGUAACGUCCAGGGCAAAGCAGAACACCAUCGCAGCGGGGAAAAUCCUCGGGCUAAAGGGGGCGAAUGGGAGGAGGAAGGCGAAACUAUCACAGACGUCAGUGGCCUGCAGAUGCGCACACCACGAACUUGCGCCGAUCCUGGCCUGUACGCCGCUGCCAAAAACGGAGAUCUGCCCCUUGUACAGAUGAUUCUCAGUAGCAACACCGGUAGAGGUGCUGCUGCGGUGGAUGCUGGAGACGAUGGAACGAUGUACCAAGAUAGGCCUGAGCCAGACGGUGCCGUCCCAAGCUCGAAGGUCGCUGAUCUCGACGAACGGGGGAUGUGGGGGAAUACCCCUCUUAUCGUAGCGACUCAGUACGCUCAUCCAGACAUUGCUCUCGCUCUUAUUGCUGGAGGAGCAAACGUAACCCUCGAGAAUGAGCGACAAGCGACCGCUCUCCACUUCAGCUGCGCCGAAGGGUCUGUUGGUGUUGUUUCAGCGCUGUUGAACAACGGGGCCAACGUCGACCCUUCCGUAGCGACCGUGCACCACCCAGGGGUGAAUGGGGGACAAACCAUCCCUCUGACUCCGCUUUCGGCCGCCGCGACUGGUGGAUAUACGGAACUUGUGAGACUGCUAGUUCAACACGGGGUGGACAUCAACCGAAGGGUGGCGCCUGUGGGGUCAGACGGGAAGGAAAGAAGAUCUAGUUUUUUGGGCACCGAUGGGAUAGGUGGGUCAGCAUUGACCGCAGCGGCGCGAUAUGGGCACACGGAAACUUGUUUCCUUUUGGUCGACAGUGGAGCAAACCUGUUGUUGGAGGAUUGGAAUUCGCGAACGCCGCUUCUUCACGCAAUUCUCGGUGGACAUGAGCAAACGGCGAUGGCGUUGCUAGAUGGAGCGAGAUCAGUUGGGUGUGUCAGUCAGCUGGUGGGGGCAUGCUCACCAGAAACUGGGGGUGCGACGUCUUCGGGGCUGGCCCCCCUCCAUGCCGCUUGCGACAAGGGAUUGCAAGAUGUUGUCAGGGCUUUGGUCGCCGCCGGGGCUAAGGUCGAAGAGAAGGAUGUGGCUGGGGCAAGCGCUCUUCUUCAUGCGUGUAGAAAGGGGCGACUGGAGUGUACCCGAGAGCUGUUGUCGAAGGGGGCGGACCCUAUGGCCGCGGACAGUGAGGGAGACACCCCUGUUUCAGUCGCCCGCAGCAGAAGAGAUCAACCGGGGGGGGAAGAGAUCCUAAGCCUACUUGAGGCAGCGGUAGCCGAUGAUGAACAUCGAGAUGGUCGACUAGGCUCGGACGGGUCUCGCCGUGCACUAGGAGCGAAGAUCAAUGACGUUAACAACGGGGAGGACGAAGGAUGCGAUGUCCUCACUGAUGGAAGCCAACGAGAGAAGGAGGACGGAAACGAAGACGAAGAAGAUGUGUUCCUUGUGUCCGACUGGGAUCCCGAUGGGGAGGACAUAUUCGACGACAACUGCAACGUUGCUGAGAGAUGCGGCCAAUCACGGCAGAGCGAAAACGUAGAAAACCUCCCAGAACCCGCUGCAGUCAAUGCCGACGAAAACGACGACGAGGAUGAUGUCCUUCUGGUGGGAGACUACGACUCUCAACUGGAAGAAGAGGAAUUUUUGGACGUGUGUCCGGCGGCGGAUGAGCGGGAGGAUGCGACUGUGGGUACGCGGGAGAAUAAACAACUAAGUCAGGGUAGUGAUGCUCUACCGCGGAGAAGAUCACAAUCUCUUAUAGAAGGAAGACGCGCAGAUGGUUCGGCACCACAGGACGGUACCGAGAGCCAAGCGCAGGCGAUCAAAGACCUUCAUCGCCCGCAGGACGUUCCAGAGAACGAUCGGCAAACGAGACGCCCUUCCGCUGCAACGACGGAGGUGGGCUUGGAAUCCGCUGCCAUUGAAACGGCCAUGGGGCGGCACCAAGUAGCCCCGGGAGUACUGGAGGGGAAGCUUGUCACGCUACAGGUUGCCGGGGGGUCUGUGGACACCGCGAUGAUCGCCGCCACGGACAAUGUUGUGGCAGCUCGAUCAUCCGAAGGAGCGUGA
Ectocarpus siliculosus is the source of this 2205-nucleotide messenger RNA. Lineage: Eukaryota; Phaeophyceae; Ectocarpales; Ectocarpaceae. The record is from the annotation of a GenBank genome assembly.